Molecule: messenger RNA, 3075 nt
Organism: Prunus mume (Japanese apricot)
Lineage: Eukaryota; Viridiplantae; Streptophyta; Magnoliopsida; Rosales; Rosaceae
Source: RefSeq, a predicted model, not a curated record
UUUGAGGGAGAGUUGAUGAGUCCAUUUCAAGAAAUUGUUGUCACUGAGACCAGGAAAGCCCAUAAAGCCUCAUCUUCAUCCUCACCAUCCUCCUCAUCAAAACGUUGGAAGUACGACGUGUUCUUGAGCUUCAGAGGUGAAGACACACGCAAGGGCUUCACAGGCCACCUCCACGCCGCAUUAUCUGAUGCCGGAAUCAGCACCUUUCUUGACGACAACGAGCUAGAAAGAGCGGAAUUUAUAAAAACCCAACUGGAGCAGGCAAUCGACAAGUCCAUGAUCUCCAUAAUUGUCUUCUCUAAGAGCUAUGCCGAUUCCAGUUGGUGUCUUGACGAGCUGGUGAAGAUCAUGGAGUGUAGAGGAAGAUUGAGGCAACAGGUUAUUCCAUUGUUCUAUAAUGUUGAUGCUUCAGAUGUCCGGAAACAAACUGGUAGUUUUGCACAAGCAUUUGAGAAACAUGAAGCGGGCAUCUGUGAAGGUAAACAUGAGAAAGAAAAGGUACAGCGGUGGAGGAAUGCUCUCACUCAAGCUGCAGAUUUGUGUGGGGAAGAUCUUAAAAAUGCUGAUAAUGGGCAUGAAGCAAAGUUUAUCAAGAAAAUUCUUGGGGAGGUUAAUAAGCAGUUGUACAGAAAAUACCAAUUAGACAUCGAACAAAUUGUUAUAACAACAAGAAAUCAACAUUUGCUAGAGCAAGUUGGAGUGGAUGGCAUAUAUAUGGCUCAAGAAAUGGAUGAAAAAGAAGCUCUAGAGCUCUUGAGUAGGCAUGCCUUCGAAAGUGGUUAUCCUAAUCAAGAAUAUCUUGACCUCUCAAAACGUGUAAUUCGUUACUGUCGAGGCUUGCCACUAGCACUUGAAGUUGUAGGGUCUUUUCUGAUUAAAAGAUCCAUAGCGGAGUGGGAAAACCAUUUGGAGAAAUUGAAAAGAAGUCCUGAUGGAGAUAUUCAAAAAAUACUCAGAAUAAGCUUUGAUGGGCUACCUGAUGAUACAACAAGAAAGAUAUUCCUUGAUAUAUCUUGUUUCUUUAUUGGAGAUGACAAGGACUAUGUAACAAAAAUAUUAGAUGGAUGUGGCUUUUUUGCAACGAUAGGAAUCAGUGUCCUCAUUGACCGGUGCCUUGUAACUGUUGGUAAGUAUAACAAGCUGAGGAUGCAUGAUUUGCUUCGAGACAUGGGAAGAGAGAUCGUUUAUGAAAAUGCCCACGGUCACCCAGAAAAACUUAGUAGAUUGUGGAAACGUGAAGACGUAACAAAUGUAUUGUGCGAUGAAUCUGGAACUGACGAAAUUGAAGGAGUUGCUCUAGAUAUGCAAUGGUCUGACGAGGCUAGAUUCCGUGCACAAGCAUUUACGAACAUGAAAAAGCUGAGGUUACUCCGCCUCAGCAACGUAGAGCUCACUGGAGAGUACAAAGAUUUUCCCAAAAAGUUAAUAUGGUUGUCCUGGCAUGAAUUCCCUUUAAGGUCGAUACCAGAUGACUUUCCUAUGCAACCAAAACUAGUUUCUUUAGACCUGCGGCACAGCAAACUCAGAAGAGUUUGGAAGGAUUGCAAGUUGCAUCAGAAUUUGAAAAUCCUUAAUCUCAGCUGUUCCUGUUGGCUUAGAAAAUCACCAGACGUUUCAAAACUCCCAAAUCUUGAGGAAUUGAUAUUGGAAUACUGUUGGAGAUUGUCUGAGGUUCACUCAUCCAUCGGGGAUCUUGGAAGACUUUCUUUGGUAAAUCUUGAAGGCUGCGACAAUCUAGAGGAUCUCCCCCUGAAUUUCUAUAAAUCCAAGUCUAUUGAAACUCUUUUACUGAAUGGUUGUUCAUCGUUUAAAGACUUGGCUGAUGGCUUAGGGGACAUGGUAUCAUUGACAAUUUUGGAAGCAGAUAACACAGCCAUCAGUCAAAUUCCAUCUUCCAUAGUCAAAUUGAAGAAGUUGAGAAUUUUAUCUCUAUCUGGCUGCAGGUUAACUGUGGAUGCAAUCCCUAAGGAUCUAUGUAGCCUAAUUUCCUUAGAACAUCUGCUUCUUGGAUACAAUGGCUUUUGUGGCCUACCAAGUCUCGCUGGUCUUUCAAAGCUCAAGGUCUUGUGUUUAAAUGCGUGCAGAAGACUUCGUGCAAUCCCAGAUUUACCAACCAAUUUGUAUGUUCUGAAAGCAUAUGACUGCCCAGAAUUGGAAACAAUUUCAGAUUUUUCAAAAAUGUCGAAUAUUAGAGAAUUGUAUCUAAGUGAUUCAUUCAAACUCACUGAGGUUCCGGGCUUGGAUAAGUCAUUAAACUCCAUGACAAGGAUUCAUAUGGAAGGCUGCACCAAUCUGACUGCCGAUUUUAGGAACAACAUCCUACAGGGAUGGACUUCUUGCGGAUAUGGUGGCAUUUUUCUGAGUGGAAAUGAUAUUCCUGAUUGGUUCGACUGUGUCCAUGACGAUGAUAUUGUGUAUUUCACUGUGCCUCAAAGUGUUGGUCGUAAUUUGAAAGGGUUAACUUUGUCCUUCGGUUUCUCUUCCUCUUCAGAACGGAUCAGUCUUGGUUUUCACAUUAGCAUUAAAAACAUGACCAAGGGUACUGAGCUUGAAGCCAGGAUCAUACCCGAUUGUCGAACUAAGGGUUAUUAUCUUUGGCAGGGACAGUUAUCAAAUGACGAGCUCAAAUUGCAAGAUGGUGAUAAAGUCUUGAUUGAAAUAAUAAUAGUGGACAAAUGGGUGAAGGUGAAGAAAACAGGUGUUAGUCUGGUAUGGGACAAAUUUAUGAACGAAAAUAUGAUUGAUUACCAUCUUUGUGCGUAUGAAAGACGCCCAUAUCUGGUCAAUGAUGAUGACAUCAUUCAUGUCAAAUAUGAUUAUGACAUAAGAAAAUCACCGGACUUUUCAAAAUUCCCAAAUCUCGAGAAGUUGAUAUUGAAAGGUUGUACGUGGUUGUAUAAGGUUCACUCAUCCAUCGGGGAUCUUGGAAGACUUUCUUUGGUAAAUCUUGAAGGCUGCACCUAUCUAGAUGAUCUCCCACUGAAUUUCUAUAAAUCAAAGUCUAUUGAAACUCUUCUACUGAAUGGUUGUCGGAGUUUUGAAAACUUGGCCGAUGGCUUAGGGGACAUGGUAUAA